UAAGAUUUAUUCUAUCGUUUUGGGUUGUUCGUUAAUUAUCUCACAUAGACCUUAUAAUACUCAAUGUUUUUCUUUAUAAAACCAAUCAAUAAUAGGUUCCUAAUAUAAGCUAACUGGGUAAAUUAAUUAGUAGUAGAAAUAUGGCAAUCCUUAACCAGAUUCUAGCCACUGGAGUAAUUAGCUAUGUGUGUACUACAAUGGGAAUUAUGUAUACUUGGCCAUCGUUCACGCUCAAACUCUUCAGCUCCACAAACACAACUCUGGAUCGAGUCAUGACAGAAACUGAACUAGCGCUGCUAGGAAGCAUAUCGUCUAUAAGUGCUAUAAUAAUAACACCUUUCUCAAGUUAUUUUAUAGAUACUCUGGGAAGGAAAUGGUGUUGUAUUGUCUUUUACAUGGCACAAUUGAUCGGCUGGGUAGUUGUAAUCAUAUGGUACACCGUAGAAGCAGUUCUAUUUGCAAUGUUUCUCUCUGGCUUAAGCGCAUGCAUGAUGCUCGUCAUACCGAUCUAUGUGAGCGAAUACUGCCAAGAAUGCAUUAGGGGGUCCAUGACGUCAGGUUCUAUGAUCUUCCUCGGAAUCGGGAUGUUGUUCUCAUAUCUACUGGGAGGAUUAUUAGAAUAUAAAGCGAUGAAUUAUACUGGUCUAACGUUGACGAUUCUAGGAUUCGUGGCCUUCAGUUUUAUGAAGGAGUCGCCGUUGUUUUUGAUGCAGAAGGGACGCGAGACAGAAGCCGCGAGAUCUAUAGCAUUUUAUAGAGGUUUGAAAAUUGGUUCAAAAGAAGUACUCCAAGAAAUAGAAAACAUUAAGCGAACGAUGAAUCCAGAUAUAGAAGGUACAGAAGAUACUCCUCGCGAGGAAGAGAAAUUAAAUCCAGAAGGACCUAAAAAGAAAUUGUCACCGUGGAAAUACCUAGUCAAGUCCCGUUCUUCUCGCCGAGCAUUAAUAUUGUCAAUCAUGUUGUAUACUACAAGUAUCUUCCAAGGGCUAAUCGUGGUACAAGUGUACGCCGAGCCCUUAUUCGAGAAAGCGGUACCGACCAUGUCAGCGAUGGUGUCGAGCAUUCUGUUUGCGAUUGUGGCUGUAAUAGCUGGAUUCAUUGGAGCAUAUCUUAUUGAUUUAAUCGGAAGAAGACCUCUUCUUAUGUACGCGUCAUUCGCGACAGGCAUCUCCUGCGCCGUCCUUGGCUCACAGAUACAUUUGAACUGGGGCCCGAGCUGGUUGACUGCGGUGUUCAUGCACGUGUAUUGCGUCACAUACGUAGUCGGAGCGGGGACGGUUCCGUAUGUCAUCGUCGCGGAAAUAUUUUUACCAGAGAUAAAAAGCUUCGCAUCCAUGGUUGCAGUGGAGUGGGCAUUCGCUUGUAACUUUGUUAUUUUGUUCAUCUUCAACCCUCUAGUCAAUUUAGUUGGUCUUGGUCCAGUAUUUUACCUGUUCUCCGUGGUAUGCUUCCUCACAGUCGUCUACUGCUACUACUACCUACCGGAGACGAAGUGCUUACCAGUAGAUGCCAUGCAGAAACGAUUCCUCAAAAGAGCAAAUUUACUUUAGGACUUUUAUAAUAAAACAUAUUUUAGCAAAUUUU
This is a messenger RNA of Maniola jurtina (meadow brown), 1584 nucleotides long. Its product is annotated as facilitated trehalose transporter Tret1-like. Gene Ontology annotation, biological process: transmembrane transport. Gene Ontology annotation, molecular function: transmembrane transporter activity. Lineage: Eukaryota; Metazoa; Arthropoda; Insecta; Lepidoptera; Nymphalidae. The transcript is spliced from 9 exons. The coding region runs from base 141 to 1550 and encodes 469 amino acids. The record is from RefSeq and is a predicted model, not a curated record. Gene Ontology annotation, cellular component: membrane.